UCUCUCAUGGACUAAUGUUGAGCGGGUUUAUUAUGUUUAGCUUUGGAAACACUUUAGACAAAUAUCGUUACUGUAUAUACACUGUGGAGCGGAUUGAAAAAUCAUUGCAGUUCUCCGCCAGGAUGCGGCAGUGAUAAUGCUGCUGCCUGUGCUGGCUGUGCUGAUGGGGCUCUGGGCUGGUGGCCUGGCCGAGGCCCUGCCCAGGCCGGAGGAGGUGGACCCCAGCUCUGCUGACAACAAGACCUGGUGCUUCUCCGCCCGCAUCCGCAGCACUGUGCUGCAGGGUCUCCCCUUCGGAGGCGUGCCCACGGUCCUCGCCCUUGACUUUAUGUGCUUCCUGGUUCUACUCUUUGUAUUCUCCAUCUUGCGGAAGCUGGCAUGGGACUAUGGUCGGCUGGCCCUGGUCACAGAUGCAGACAGACAGGAUCAACGGUACCGGCGCCUGGACGAACGGGAAUACAUGCGCUUCUCGGCCUGUCUGAGUGUGCCCUUUGCCCCACAGAGGCAGGACGCGCACAGGGAAAGUGUGGCGUCCGCCAUGCAGUCGCAGACGCCUGACCGCUACGAGCGCCUUACCUCCAUCUCCAGCUCCGUCGACUACGACCAGAGAGACAAUGGCUUCUGCUCCUGGUUAACAGCCAUCUUCAGAAUAAAGGACGAUGAAAUCCGGGAGAAGUGCGGGGAGGACGCCGUGCACUACCUGUCCUUCCAGCGCCACAUCAUCGGCUUGCUGGUGGUGGUGGGCGUGCUCUCCGUCGGCAUCGUCCUGCCUGUCAACUUCUCAGGAAACCUGCUGGAGGGUAAUGCGUACAGUUUCGGGAGAACCACUAUAGCCAACCUGAAGUCGGGGGAUAGCCUGUUAUGGCUGCACACUACGUUCGCUUUCCUGUACCUGUUGCUGACCGUGUACAGCAUGAGGCGCCACACAUCCAAAAUGCACUACAAAGAAGAUGACCUGGUGAAGCGCACUUUAUUUAUCAAUGGGAUUUCAAAGUAUGCUGAGGAGAAGCACAUAAAGAAUCACUUUGAACAGGCUUAUGAGAACUGUGUGGUGUUGGAGGCUCGUAUUUGUUACGAUGUGGCCAAGCUGAUGUACCUGGACUCUGAAAGGAAGAAGACCGAGCGCAGUAAGAAGUUCUUCACAGACCUCGAGGCCAAAGAGCACAUCCACACCAUGAUCAACCCCAAGCCCUGCGGACACCUGUGCUGCUGUGUCAUCAAGGGCUGCGAGCAGGAGGAGGCCAUCGACUACUACACUAAGCUGGAGUGCAAGCUGAGAGAGGAGUACAAGAAGGAGCGGGAGAAGGUCAACACCAAACCCCUGGGCAUGGCCUUCGUUACCUUCCAGAAUGAAGCCAUGACCGCCAUGAUCCUGAAGGACUUCAACGCGUGUCAGUGCCAGGGUGGCUGCCAAUGCCGACGACAACCCAGGUCAUCCCAGUUCAGUACUAGCCUGCACACCUUCGACUGGACUGUCACCUACGCCCCAGACCCCCAAAAUGUCUACUGGGAGCACUUAUCUUUGGGCGGCUUCUCUUGGUGGGUCCGCUGCUUGAUCAUCAAUUGCCUCCUCUUUAUCCUCCUCUUCUUCCUCACCACGCCUGCCAUCAUCAUCUCUACCAUGGACAAGUUCAACGUAACUAAACCCGUGGAGUACCUAAAUAAUCCCAUCGUCACCCAGUUCUUCCCCACCCUGCUGCUGUGGAGCUUCUCUUCCCUGCUCCCCACCAUUGUCUACUACUCCGCCUUCUUUGAGGCCCACUGGACACGGUCUGGGGAGAACAGGACCACCAUGCACAAGUGCUACACCUUCCUCAUCUUCAUGGUCUUACUACUGCCAUCUCUUGGACUGACCAGUUUGGAUCUUUUCUUCCGCUGGCUAUUUGACACAACGUUCCUAGACAAGGCGGCUGUCAGAUUUGAGUGUGUGUUCUUGCCAGACAACGGGGCGUUCUUUGUGAACUACGUGAUUGCGUCAGCGUUCAUCGGUAAUGCCAUGGACCUGCUGCGGAUCCCCGGUCUGCUCAUGUACAUGAUACGCCUCCUACUCGCGCGCUCAGCCGCUGAGAGGAGGAACGUCAAGAGGCACCAGGCCUAUGAGUUCCAGUUCGGGGCGGCCUACGCCUGGUUGAUGAACGUCUUCACCGUGGUCAUGACCUACAGCAUCACCUGCCCCAUCAUCGUGCCCUUCGGCCUGAUGUACAUGCUGCUGAAGCACCUGGUCGACAGGUACAACAUGUACUACGCCUACCUGCCCUCCAAACUGGACAAGAAGAUCCACUCGGGUGCAGUGAACCAGGUGGUGGCUGCGCCCAUCCUCUGCCUCUUCUGGCUUCUCUUCUUCUCUGUGGUGCGCAUAGGUUUUCGGGCCCCCACCUCGAUGUUCACUUUCAUCGUCUUGAUUAUCACCAUUAUCGUUUGCCUCUCCCAUGUCGCCUUUGGCCAUUUUAAAUACCUCAGUGCUCAUAACUACAAGAUUGAUGUCAGCUCAGAUGUAGAUGGAGUGGAGAAUGGUCGUCCACCAAAUGUCUCCGCGCCCUCCAAGGCCACGUACAUUGCCCACGUGCUGCAAGAGAUGAACAUGGACGACUUGGGCUCAGGCGGCAGUGACAACGACGGCCAGGGGUCCUCGCAGGACGAGGACAUGAUCAACCCAGUGGUCAACGAGGGCGACUUUCAGUCUGGGGAAGAUCGUCUCAUCGCCAACGAGGUCCAUCAGUAACCCCUCUCGGGUAGGGGGGGGGGACGGUCAGGGUAGGGGACACGCUCCCCCACUGAACUCUGCCACUGACAACAACAAAAAACAACAACAAGAAAUCAACAACAAAACACUGACUAGGAGGCGAAAGUAGCUCCUGGAUGCCCACCCGCGCCCCUUCCUGCAGUAGCCUGUGCUGGCGGGUCAGGGGUCAGGGCCGCUUUUUCCUCCAGCCUUUCCGCACCCCCUCCUCGUCUGAUGGUCAGCACUCCAGAGAGAUGAACUGGCUGACGUUAUAGCGUUUCCUUUUCUACUUAAGUUAGCUAAACCCCACUCACUCACAUGUUAUACUCUAUCGACUGACAAGCACUCACCUCUCCCUUCCCUCCACCCUAUCAUGUACGUGUGUAUACACACACACACACACACACACACACACACACACACACACACACACACACACACACACACACACACACACACACACACACACACAUACACACAUACCAACAGCAGGAUAGUGGUUGGGAAUGUUUGGGGCCAUGACGACAGAUCGACUGUGUUUGAGGUCCCUCCUGUGGAUCCCCAGGCUGAGAUGAGAGACUUAGUAAAAAAAAAAACACCUCAGGAGUGUCGCUCCCAUGGUCGUCAUCGACUCUAAACUGCUAAUAUUCUCACACUCUCUUGUUCAUUCAUCCCUCCAAACUCCCUGAGAGAAAACACUACAUUGUUAUAUCCCUUUGUUAUUUUUAAUCAUUGGUCAAUAAUGUGAUCUGAUUUGUUUUUUGUCCCCCUCCAAAUUAAGUUCUUAAUUAAGUCCUUAAGUUCUUAAUUAAGUCCUUAAGUUCGAUCUUCUUAAAGUGUAAAGUGUUGUCAUUAUGUUAACUAGUCUAUAUCUUGGUUUUGUCCACUGCUGUUAAGACUUCAGAAAAAAUUGAUACUGUACAGAACACCUCGAUGGAGAACUAGCUGUAAAACGUUCUGUUGACGUGGUUGUCAGAACCUUUGUCUCCUAGUAACGAAACUACUAAAACUUCUGAUGGGGUCUAAUGACUGCUUUUGGCGUACAGAGCAUGGGUCAAGUUCUCAUAACUCGAACUUUGCAUAGCCUAUGGAGUAGGUUUCUCUUUUAUAGUAGGCCAGCUUCUGUGAAAGACUUGGGUGUCCGUCACCCCCACAUUUACUCUUAUAAGAACUUCCUUAGGAGCGGAAAUGUUUCGCGGUUUGCUUUGGUGUUCACACUGUCAACACUCCCAAUGUCGUUCCUAUCCAGAUCCAUCAAUUUCAGUCAGGUUAGCUCUUGCUUAAAAGUGGAAUGAAUGUGAGACCAGUGCAUGCCGUCUGCGGAAAAGUUCCUCAUGUUUUGAGCUGCUUUUGAUUUCUGUGAGGAGUUGGAAUGAAACUGAUUAGAGCUUGAGCUCAUUCGAAAUGACGUCUUCUGACAAAUGAUAUCAACAUGCACAGCAUGUACAGGACUGUACAUCCCAGGACUAAGUCAUGUACAGGACUGACUUAGGAUUUCUUUUUUUCUUCUCACAUAUACUAAUUAAUUUUUUAACGAAUCAUGAUUUCACUAAUAAGCUUUCCUGACCACUGUGGUUUUUAAACAUUGCCUAAUCUAAACAGUUAGUUACUAAAUCUACAAAUGUCCCAUGUGUCGGCCUUAUUAAUCAAUGUUAUUUGGAUAUGCACAUUCCCUCUGUAAUUAAGUCAUUAAAUAUAUGAGAUAUAAUUACAAUAUUAUGUUCAUGACUAUUACCCAGAUCCUCUGGGUUUAUGACAAAGGAUCCAUUUCAGUAGCAAUACGGUUUCCCUGCUGAUGAGUAACUUUAGCAAUAUGUAGGCAUCCACUCUGGAUUUAGCCGUUUUUGAAAAGCUAUAGAAAAGAUUGGAUCAUGCCUAUGAUGUGCUGCUGAACUUUGUUGCCGUUUGGCCCGUGUCUGCCUCUAUUGAUUUGAGGUCAUACAUGUACACUACACGUGAGAUCAGGAAGUGUGAUUGUGCUCACAAUUUCCCCAAGUAAUUUGUUUGAACUCCACAAAACCUCAGUGAGUUCACAGAGUUUUUUUUUUUCUCCCCCUCAAGCCAUUUACACAAUAAUUCUGUAUUGUCUCAUCUUUUGGGAAUGUUUGCUUGUGACCUAAUUAGUUAUGACCUUCAUUAGGAGGUUGAAUGCUCUAGUGACUAGUGAGAUUACUCAAUGUAGCCAGGUGAUGUGCAAGAUGAAUGUAUGAAUGCACUGAUGCCAUUCUCUAAGAAUAGAAUUGUUCCCCGCUGCAUACUGUAUCCGACUGUACAUGGACAUCUUGAUAGUUUUAAUAAUUUAUUAACAUCUCAGCAGUGGCAAAUAGUGUUACACAUUAGGAAUAAUCUAUUCCAUAUUUAUUGCUCUCUAUUUUUGUUUGUUUGUUUGUUUGUUUCAUCAUGAAGGCAGAUUUGCCUGGGAUUGGCCUGUGGUCAAUGGAGCUGUUUAAUUUGUGAAAUAUAUAUUUGUGUACAUAGAUUAACUGCACUGCUCUUCAACACUAUGCUUUGGUAUUUAUGACUACGUUUGUACAGUUGUAAGCAGUUUAAAAAAAAAAUGGUAUGUACAGUCACCAUGUUUCCUGGUUUACUCUGGUCUCUGCGAUCACAAAUUGUUUCUUUUCCACUCUCUCCAUAUGAAAUCUGUCACUGGAGGCAAUUUUUCAUAUUUAGGGGAUUUCCCAGUUUUUAAUAAUUUUGUAAAUUAACUACGUUUUCUCUCUCUCUCUCUCUCUCCAAAAAAAGACUGUAUAUUUGGCAGAAACCACUGUCAACCCCUUCCAAGUCUUUGAACAAUAAAAUGGCAUUUACUAAUGAACUGA
Alosa alosa (allis shad) is the source of this 5544-nucleotide messenger RNA. RefSeq names its product transmembrane protein 63Ba (gene tmem63ba). Gene Ontology annotation, molecular function: calcium-activated cation channel activity; nucleic acid binding. The record is from RefSeq and is a predicted model, not a curated record. The transcript is spliced from 25 exons. Lineage: Eukaryota; Metazoa; Chordata; Actinopteri; Clupeiformes; Clupeidae. The coding region runs from base 137 to 2722 and encodes 861 amino acids. Gene Ontology annotation, cellular component: plasma membrane.